AGCGAGAGAACGGACGAGAACAUCGAUGGAAAACUUUAGGCAUUUUCAUUUUCAUUCACUUUGGGUGAAUUGGUCAAUCGAUAUGUGUGUAAUAUUCGGUCGAUUAGGGUGUUUUACAUUAAGAAUUUUUUCACUGCGUUAGAAUCGACGAAAAAUGUGAAUUCUAGGAACUUUCGUGUUUGAUUAUAUAAAAGCUGAACAAGAAAAUAUUGGAUAUUUCAUAUCGGGAAAAGCUUUACCUUUCUCCCUUAUAAUGGAAGUGUGUGUAAAAAUCGGGUUGUGAAAAUGGAAAGGAAAGGAAAUUUUUUAUCUGUUAUUGAUUAGAGUGCAGUUUGAGACACGGGUAUAUAUCGGAAUUGUUCUUAACGGAUCGUGACCUGCGAAUGUUAUUGGAUUAAUAUUCUCUGCCAGUUUCACAAGGAGAGUAGUGUACCAGAACUUACGUUCUAAAGUUUUUUCCUCAUUUCUGACAGCAAUAGUAGGCUGUAAAAUAGCACAAAAUGCAGCCUCCUCCACGGAAAGGAAAUUAUACAAAAUUUCUGAAGAAUCUACACUCGGAACAAUUAGCCAAGCUUGCACUAAAAAAUCAAAAUGAGUGCGAACUCCUUGAGGACAUCCGCCAGUUUACGCUCAAGCGUUCGGCUAUCGAAAAGUCGUACAGCGAAGCACUAUUGAAAAUCUCAUCGGCAUAUCUCAACAAGAAACAAGCCUGCAUACCAGAAAUUAAAAUGGAUGGAGCUGAAGAGAAAUGGAACAUGUGGAGCGUUUGGCAGACAGUGUUGGAGGAGAACGAAAAGCUUGCCCGUGCACGUCUGGCCGCUGUCGAGGUUUUUCAGCAACAAAUCGCAGAUGAAGCAAAAUUACUCCGGAGUGGUAAGUUAGGAAGUAGCAAAAAAUGCAUCGAACAUCUCGGACAGGUUCAGAAAGAACUCCAGCUCUCCGUGCAGGACAUAGAUAAAACGAAAAAGUGUUACUUUGACGAAGAACAUUGCGCCCAUGAUGUACGCGACAAAGCAAGGGACAUUGAAGAAAAAUUGAAGAAGAAAAAAGGAUCAUUUUUCCAGUCGAUAACGUCGUUGCAGAAAAACAGCGCACGAGUGACAUCGCGCAAAGAGCAACUCGAGGAAAAAUCGACGGGUGCCCGAAAUGAUUACAUUUUAAGUCUGGCGUCGGCUAAUGCACAUCAAAAUCACUAUUUCACAAUUGAUUUACAAACGACGAUGGCGACGAUGGAAAACUACGUUUACGAACGAGUUGCCGAUUAUUUAGCUCUGAUCGGUCGCACUGAACUGUUAACGUGUUCAGCAACGCAGAACUCAUUUGGGAAAAUCCGUGACCAAGCGCAACAGUUGACGCGUGAGUACAACCUGCAGUGCUGCUACCUGUAUUAUCCAGUACUGAAACAACAUAUUCAAUACGAGUUUGAAGCAUGCGACAAUGAUCCAGUCAGAAAGAUUACGGCAGAUCACGAAUCAGCCGCAGAAACAUUGACUAGGGAAGGUAAACGUUGGGCUGGGCGUGUAGCACGCGAGAACAACGUGAUUAGGGAAAAUGCGCGCAAAUUAGCUGUGUGUACAGCAUUGCGUGAAGCAGGCCAUCGUAAUGAUCCUAAUGAUCAAAAUGGACCCGACCUGGAAACGAAAAUCGAAGAUUUUCGCGAAAAUAUUCGAAAAGCAGAAACGGCCAAGUGCAAGGCUGAGGCUCGAUUGGAGUGUCUUAGAUGCGGAGGAAUCAACGUUGACGAUUGGUUACAAGAAGCUGAAACACUCAGUGUUCAAGAAAUGCCACGCUCGGCAAGCUCGUUAUCUAUGCGAACCGAUGCUUCAGGGCAAGGGGAGAAUCCAAGUUCUGAUUCAUUUUAUGACAGUGAUAAUGCUGAGCAGGAUCAGCCGUUAUCCGAGUCGUCGCCGGCAUCGAAGCAACCCGAGCCACCAACAGAUGAAUUCGUGGAAAGCGAUGAGGAUGAUGAUUUCGAAGUAGAACAGGAGCGCCAAAAGAUUGAACAAAUUUCUCACGGUUGGGACGAUCCUAUUCAGGUAGACUGGGGAGCGGAAGAAGCAGCAGCUGCUGCCGCUGCUUCUUCUGCAGGCGCUACAAUACAGCAACCGGCGGGACAAACAUUCAAGUGCACGGCACUAUAUUCUUACACAGCGCAAAAUCCUGAUGAAUUGACAAUUGUUGAGAGUGAACAGUUAGAGGUAGUUGGUGAAGGAGAUGGUGAUGGGUGGCUUCGAGCUCGUAACUAUCGCGGGGAGGAAGGUUUUGUUCCACACAACUAUUUAGAUGUGGAACGGGAUACACCUGUAGAUACUCACACUCCAGCGCAACUUUCAACACAGAUAUCAUUCUCUUCUGUCGACUACACCGUGGACAAUGAGGAUCAAGAUCAAAUGCAAGAUUCCGGCCAGUCACCGGAUCAAAUAUCAGUGAUCUCGGCUCCAAGAAAAGUACAUCAAAUGUAUUGCAUUGCAUUGUACGAUUAUGACGCAACAGCUGAGGAUGAGCUGACCUUCGAAGAAGGACAGAUUUUCAAACUAAUCACGAAGAGCCCUCACGGUGUAGAUGACGGAUGGUGGGAAGGUGAGCUGAACGGAAAAAUCGGCAACUUUCCCUCAUUGGUCGUAGAAGAGUGCGAUGAAAUCGGCGAGCCGUUGACUGACGCUGAGGACGAAUCUCCGCCACCAUCUGCUCCGCCAUCAUUUGCGGCACCUGCACCACCUCCGAUGGUUCUUCACGAAGCAACGCCUCCGGAGGGUGAGAGUCCAAAUCUAGAUAAAAAUAAUUCGGUGCCCGAAGUUGAUCGGUUCGAAUUUGAGUUGAACAACGAUCAACACGAUAAAUAUGGAUCACAGUUUUCGGCCCCACCGCCAUCUCAGCCACCACCAGUGGUUAUAUGUGAGGAUCCAGAGGCAGAGGAGAUGGAAUCAAGAGCAGAUGCAACAGCAGCUGGUGCUAGUGAAGAUUCAAAUCAGCUAAACUUUGCUCACAUUAUCGUAACGGCUGCCACUCCUAUGCACGAUGAACCUGAAAAGAAAUUCCUUCCGCCAUCUGAAGAGCAAGAAGCGGACCAGGAGGAUCAAACGACGGAGAUAAUCGAAAAGCAGGAACAGGAAACGCAAGAAGUUAGUGCAAAGGAGAAAUCCAAAGUAGAAUCUCCACCGAAAGAGCAACCACAGAAACAGCAGGCGCCACCAACAAAACCACCAACACCGCCAAAGCCUGCUAAGCCACCGUCACCGCCAAAACCGGCAAAACCCGCAACACCGCCAAAGGAGAAGUCAAAAUCGCCCCCGCCAUCAGUACAGGACUCAAUAGAAGAGGAUCCUGAAGAGGAGAACUUACCCCCUCCAAUUGAAGAACCUGCAGCUCCAUUCGAAGCCACUUUCGAGGCCAACUUUGAAGCCAAUUUUGCUGUCAAUUUCGAGGAUGCGUUCGGCAACAAUCAAACAGAAAUACCGAAACAGGUGGUUGGCGGUCGAGCAAGCAUACCGGAGGAACUGGAACCACAUCAGCUCGCGCGCUUGCAGAACCUCAAAGAGUCUAAUGCAUAAUGACUUGGCUAUUAAUAUUAGUCGAUUAUUCCCAAAGUAAGCCUGACCAGAAAUAAAACAAUCCGGCUAUUUGAAAAGAGAAUCAAUAUUAAUUGAACUAGGUGUAUAAACUCAAUUCAUGACUGCUAAGAAACCCCAACAGCACAGAUGACCGUAUUUCAAUACGUUUCUGAUUGAUAUGUACUUGACUGUAUACAUGGUGAUUAAAAAAAUCGAUUUAUGCUCGUCGGUAGUUAGUUAAUAUAAUAUCUGCCAUAUAUUCGUUCUCAACCUGUUAUCCUUACGCACACGACAUUCCGUGGUACAAUCACUAUUGACGUGGUCCAUUAUUCAAAUUCAACUAAAUUCGAUGUGAACAAGAACAUGUCAUUACAGUGAAGCUGUUCAGCCAUUAUUACAGGACCAGUAGUGUUAAAUGCGUAAAUUGUAGGCCUUUUAAUACAAUUUUUUCCGCGCAUGUCAAGUGCAAGUCGCGUCUUUCUUCUGACGGACAAUUUCCAAACCGGUGCACGCUACAUACAAUGUGAUAAAUCAAUCCAAUAUUUUAGAAAUUUACAAGUUCAAUGUUUUAAAUCAGUCCAAUUUACAGCCUAUAUUGGCUACAUUCAAUGUAUCUAAUGCUGUAAAAUGUAAAAUAAGACAUAAACUGCAAGAAAUUCUUUUAAUGAUAACUUAAAAUCCUACUUAUUUUCCAUAACAACCACCAUUGCCACCAAUCAGACGGGAAUCGUUGAAAAUAGACCAGUUUCGAUAGUGUCAACAACUAAAUCAAUUCAAACCAUAAAAUAUGAUCGAAAUACAAUGUUUUGCUAACAAUUAUAAGAUAGACCAUUCUAAACUGUUGAACAAAAACCCAACUAAUGCCUAUAACAAACUAGUCUAUAGUAAAACCUAACAUCUAUAUGAGAAAUGCGCAUUCUCAGCUUAUCAUGUACAGCGCGAUCUGAAGCAUAGUUAAACAUAUACUAACAUUAAUCGAAUAGAGACAUAAACUAUUAUCGAAAAAGCUUUCUAUUUACUAUCCAAAUAACCACGAAAUCAAUUCUAUUGCGUACAUCGUAUUAGUUCAAAUGUAGUCUCAUCGCGUUAGUACGUAGUAUCCAACUAAACGUUCAGUUACGGUAGUUUGCAUCCUCCUACAUGGAAUCAUUUAUAAACCCAUACAUAACAGAUGUUGAAACAUGUUUUGAAAUAAUAAAGUUAGCAAUUUAUCGAUGAAAGUUAAAACACUAGAAGUUUCAGUUAUUGCUUGAAGCUAUAAAUAUCUAUUAGACAAGUACAAAUACUAGAUUUACUUUUAUUCGGAGCUCCAUCCAAUCGAAUAGCAAUUGGGUCCACAAACCUCUUGUAACAUUGUAGGUUAUUUCGUUUCUCCUGCUAAAUUUUCAAUACUUGCUGCAAUGGAGUGCAUUCUAUUAUGAUUGAUCUUCACUACAGACACUUUACUCUUCAGUGUUUAUUUAACAUCACGCUUUGAAAACGAGCCUUCGAGGAGUGAAAUGCCUGAGUUAAAUAUUUGAAACACUGCUCUUAUUAUCAUUCCUCAAUUUAAUCCUUUCAUGUCCAUGUUGUUUAUAACGUUUUUAAACAGCUUUAACUUUUGUUUUAGGCAAGAUUUGUUCACAAAAAUGAGUAAGACUGGUAACUAGGACUAUUUUCUUUCAUUUGACCGCUUACAGUUAUAAUUAUCUGUAGAAGUACACUCAGGUUUUUUUACGCUGGGGAUAUAGAAGGCGUAAAUGAAAAUCGCGUGAAUUUCAAAAUCCGCGUAAAUGAAGACGGCGUAAAUUUCAAAAUCCGAGUAAAUGAAAACCACGUAAAUUUGAAAAUCCAAGUAAAUGAAGACCGCGUAUAUUUAAGAAUCCGCGUAAAUGAAAACCACGUAAAUUUUAAAAUCCGCGUAAAUGAAAACCGCGUAAAUUUCAAAAUCCGAGUAAAUGAAAACUACGUAAAUUUGAAAAUCCACGUAAAUAAAAAUCGCGUAAAUUUAAGAAUCCGCGUUAAUGGGAAACUCGUUAAUUGAUACCGCGUAAAUUCAAAAAUCCGCGUAAAUAAACACCGCCUAAAUUUCAAAAACCGCGUAAAUUUCAAAAUCCGCGUAAAUGAAGACGGCGUAAAUUUCAAAAUCCGAGUAAAUGAAAACCACGUAAAUUUGAAAAUCCAAGUAAAUGAAGACCGCGUAUAUUUAAGAAUCCGCGUAAAUGAAAACCACGUAAAUUUUAAAAUCCGCGUAAAUGAAAACCGCGUAAAUUUCAAAAUCCGAGUAAAUGAAAACUACGUAAAUUUGAAAAUCCACGUAAAUAAAAAUCGCGUAAAUUUAAGAAUCCGCGUUAAUGGGAAACUCGUUAAUUGAUACCGCGUAAAUUCAAAAAUCCGCGUAAAUAAACACCGCCUAAAUUUCAAAAACCGCGUAAAUUUCAAAAUCCGCGUAAAUGAAAACCGCGUGAAUUUCAAAAUCCGAGUAAAUCAAAACCGCGUAAAUUUGAAAAUCCACGUAAAUGAAGACCGCGUAAAUUUAAGAAUCCACGUUAAUGGGAACCUCGUUAAUGGAUACCGCGUAAAUGCAAAAAUCCUGGUAAAUGAAAACAACGUAAAUUUCAAAAACCGCGUAAAUUUCAAAAUUCGCGUAAAUGAUAACCGCGUAAAUUUGAAAAUCCACGUAAAUGAAGACCGCAUAAAUUUAAGAAUCCGCGUUAAUGGGAACGUCUUUAAUGGAUACCGCGUGAAUCCAAAAAUCCGCGUAAAUUUCAAAAACCGCGUAAAUGAAAGCCGCGUAAAUUUCAAGAUCCGCGUGCAUGACAACUGCCUAAAUUUCAAAAUCCGCGUAAAUGAAAACCACGUAAAUUUCAAAAUCCUCGUAAAAAAUACCGCACAAAAAAACCUGAGUAUGAAGUGAUAGCUAUUUGUAGGUUGUCUGAAAGGAAUCCGCUGGAGUAGUGCUGCCAGGUCAAUUUUCAGUUAGCGGUGCAAAAUGAGAUUUUGAUAUAUCAUCAAUAUCUCACAAUAUUAAAGAAAACUGAUAGAACCUAUCAAUUAGACUGUCUACGACUGUCUUUUCCACGCAUUUGGGCUAUUGUAGAUAUUCUAGAAGAAUUUUAUUGGACAGUUGCGCGUUAGAAAAAAAAUUGAGCAUGAAAUGGCUACACACCAGUAGCUCAGGCGACGCAAAAAAUGCUAGUAUCGCAAAAUAAAAGGUUUCUUCCAGUACACGGAAGUUGCUCCAGAGCAAACAGGAGCAAAAAAAAUCGCUCCUUUUUAUUCCGGUUUGCUACCAGAAGAAGAAAAAAAGAAGAAGAGUACAAGAACGAUUUUCUCCCUGUUUGUUCCGGAGUGCUUCCACUUUCUCUUGGUACUAGAACAAACCUAGUUUUCUUUGCUCCCAAUCUAAUUAUUUUGAAAUUCUCAAAGUAGCAGCUUUUAUGACAAAAAAUCAUUUUGUUGUUGGAUAAUCAUAAUCUUCUGACUUAUAUAUAUAACAAGAUCCUCGACUAGAUGUUCGGGCGAACGAGGAACUAGGAAAUCUAGCUAGUGAAUGGAAGGAAAAUUGAUUUGGCUCGAUAUAAAUAUCCGAAUAUAAAUUCGUUAAAAAUCACCAUCGCAUUCAAUUUCGCAUACGUAAAUAACCAUUAGGUUUGUUCCAGUACCAGGAGAAACUGGAAGUAUACUCCAGAGCAAACAGGAAGAAAAUCUUUCCUCUCUUUCUUCUUCUUCUGGUAGCAAAUCGGAAUGAAAAGGAGCAAGAAUUUUUUGCUCCAGAGCAACAGGGAGUAACUUCCGUGUACUGGAACAACCCUAUUAUAUCCAAGUUUGUCGGCAAGGUACGUAUACCGAUUGUAGGAAAACUGCUAAUCGAUCGUAGCGCUAGUUGGUGUCUUACUGAUCGUUAUGUCAUUUAAAGAUGAUUUAUAUUAUUUCACACAUUGAAAACUUGACUUGUCACCGCUUGAAGUUAAUACGCUCAGAAAAAGUUGAAUAUUGAGAAUACAUACAAUUACGAAGACAAUCGGAAAUGAUGUUACUAAUCUUCCAGUUGAUUAACUGGCUGCUCACUAUUAUAGAUAACGAUAGGUUUUGCCAACGAAUUUCCAUAUAUUUUAAUUUAAAUAUGUUUGAUUAGCUAACUAGAAGUAACAAAACUGAGGUUAGUGCUUAACCAAAUGCGCAUUCGAUUGGACAAGGUUCCAGAAAAGUAUUUAUGCAGGUCUAAUAUCUAUACGACCUUGAAGCGCUUAAACAACCCGUCACCCAAAAUUGCUGAAACGUAACUAUUGAAACAGCACAGAGUCUAUAGUACUUGUAAUGCGUUGGUAUUCUGUGUAGCAAUAAUUAUUUAGGGAAUGAUAUUAAAAUAUAUACAAGUUUCCUCAUCAUCCUCAUCGUGCGUGACAGAUAGAUUUGGAAAAGGUUAAAAACGUGUUUACAGACACAAAAUAAACAUUUCACAUGUGCAUCGGAAGGUUAUAAAGGCUGCAAUUAGGCGAUAUAAAAAUGUGUUAAAAUAACGUACAAGAUAAAGUUGAUAAGAACUAAACCAUGAAACCUCUGUUACUCUACCACGAAUCAACUUAUUAUUAAAUGAUUAUGUAUCUGAACCAUCUGCAAAAUUGUCAUAAACAGAAACUGAAGUAAACGGAACAUACAAAAUAAGUCAACAA
Molecule: messenger RNA, 8206 nt
Organism: Topomyia yanbarensis
Lineage: Eukaryota; Metazoa; Arthropoda; Insecta; Diptera; Culicidae
Gene: nwk
Product: protein nervous wreck
Exons: 9
Coding region: 501-3551 (1016 amino acids)
Biological process (GO): neuromuscular synaptic transmission; regulation of actin filament polymerization
Cellular component (GO): recycling endosome; neuromuscular junction
Molecular function (GO): protein binding
Source: RefSeq, a predicted model, not a curated record